AUGUCAAUUCUCGGAGCGGAUCCAGCGGGAUACGGAUAUUAUCUUUAUCCGACUUCAAAACCAGAAGUUUCUAACGAGAAAAACAGCAGCACUAGCGGCUCUGGAAAGCGUAUAAGGCCUGCCUAUCUUGAGGACUGGAAGAGACAUAGCUGGGGAUCAAGUUCAGACAAUGGCCGUGUUAGUACAACCGCGGCACCAAGUAGUAAGGCCUGGAAGGAUGCCAGGGGCCGUAGUUUUCGGAGAACUGUCACCCAAGCCAUACCAGAAGAAGCCGGAGAUUCACUUGAUCCAGAUAUGCGUGCACAAAGCCCUGACAGCGGGUGCGACUCGUCAGAUAUGCCUUCUACGGGAAAGGGAAAGGAGAUCGAACAUGCCGAUGCUAUUUUGAGGGUGUAA
Messenger RNA from Morchella importuna, 396 nucleotides. RefSeq lists its product as uncharacterized. The record is from RefSeq and is a predicted model, not a curated record. The transcript has a single exon. The coding region runs from base 1 to 396 and encodes 131 amino acids. NCBI's taxonomy places the organism in Eukaryota, Fungi, Ascomycota, Pezizomycetes, Pezizales, Morchellaceae.